This is a messenger RNA of Prosopis cineraria, 2040 nucleotides long. Its product is annotated as transcription initiation factor TFIID subunit 15b. NCBI's taxonomy places the organism in Eukaryota, Viridiplantae, Streptophyta, Magnoliopsida, Fabales, Fabaceae. Gene Ontology annotation, molecular function: RNA binding. The transcript has 7 exons. The coding region runs from base 135 to 1538 and encodes 467 amino acids. The record is from RefSeq and is a predicted model, not a curated record.
ACAAAAACGUUGGGGGCACGGUGGCAAUGACCCAGGACUCUGAGAAAUGUGCUCCAACUUCUUAUCUGCGCCAAAAUAUCCUAUAUUCUAAUCUAAUCUCCCCCUUCUGGUGCUAGCAAACCCUAGAUCGGAUCAUGUCUGGGUUCUACGGUCAAGACGGCGGUGGCUCUGCGCCUCCGCCAUAUGGAGCUAACGGUGGGUAUGGUGCCUCUGGAGGAGGAGGCAGCUCUGGUGGUGGAUACGGCGAGGAUGAUGGUGGGGUUUAUGGUGGAAAGGGUAACGCUGGUGGUGGAUACGGCGGUAGCGAGGGCGGAAAUUAUGGAGGAAAGACUGGAUUUGGAGGAAAUGAUGGCGGAGGUUAUGGAGGGAGGGGAAGUGGUGGUGGACAAGGUGGUCGAGGGAAUGGGGGUUAUGGUGGAGGAGCUGGAGGAUACGGUGGUCGAGGUGGUGGUGGUGGAUAUCAAGGCGGAGAUCGCGGGGGACGGGGAGGAGGCCGAGGUGGACGCGGUGGAAGCGGUAGAGAAGGAGAUUGGCGAUGCCCGAACCCAAGUUGUGGUAAUUUGAACUUUGCGAGAAGGGUUGAAUGUAACAAAUGCGGUGCACCAUCUCCUUCUGGUGCUAAUGAUCGAGGUGGCAGUGGUGGUUAUGAUAGGGGAGGUAGAAGCGGGGGUGGGGGAUAUGGCAAUAAUAGAGGCGGUAGAUCUGGUAAUUUUGAAGGGGGAAGAGGUAACGACUAUAACAGCAGUAGGAAUUAUAACAAUGAUGGUAGAGGAGGCAAUAGGGGUGGUUCUUUUAGUGGUAACCAAGCCAGAGAAGAUGGUGGAUUUGCUCAAGGUCGUCAUCCCACAGCCCAGUCGUACAGUGGCGCUGGUGGAAACUACCCACCCACAUAUGAUUCUUAUGGUGGGAAUGCAAAUUAUGGAUCUGAUGCAAUUCCUCCAGCUACAAGCUAUACUGGCGGACCUGCAUCAGGCCCUCCAUCUUAUGGGGGCAACACAGGUGGGUAUGAUGGUGGUCCUGGUCCUGUUAGUCAAGGUGGAUUUGGUGGAGCUCCUCCUGAACCCCCGGCUAAAGUGAAGCAAUGUGAUGAAAAUUGUGGGGAUUCUUGUGACAAUGCUAGAAUCUACAUAUCAAACUUACCACCUGAUGUGACUACUGAAGAAUUGAGGGACCUUUUUGGAGGCAUUGGACAAGUUGGAAGAAUAAAGCAGAAGAGGGGUUAUAAAGAUCAGUGGCCUUGGAACAUAAAAAUAUACACAGAUGAAAAUGGAAACAACAAGGGUGAUGCUUGUCUCGCCUAUGAAGAUCCCUCUGCUGCUCAUGCUGCUGGCGGUUUUUACAAUAAUUUUGAUUUAAGGGGCUACAAAAUAAGUGUUACAAUGGCAGAGAAAUCCGCACCAAGGGCUCCUCCUGCAUACGGUCAUGGGGGCAAUAGGGGUGGCUAUGGAGGAGAUAGACGCAGAGAUAAUAGAGAUGGAGGUAAUUCUGGGCCUGAUAGACGUGAUCACUAUGCUGGGAACCGUUCGCGUCCAUACUGAGCCUCAACAUUGAGCAUUUUAUGUACUAUGAAUUGUGGUCUGAGGGAUUUAGUAUAUUCAGUUGGCUGGUUUCUUGAAUUAGAAGCAAAGAGGUAGGUUGUUCACUUACUUUGAGCAGGACCUCUUCACUCCUUUUUGUUACGAUUGUUACUGGCUGGUGGGUUCUUUUAGGCAGGGUUUAAUUUGAUCAUGUGAAUGUUUUUCUAGAGGCAAGUGGAUAGUCUCCAAAUUGCUUGCUGCUAAGGUAGGUUGAUUAUUUCAGGUGAGUGCUACUUCCAUGAAAAUGCGCUUUAUAAUUUGACUGGAAUUUAAGCCACAUGUCAUUAUGUGGGCCUGUGCUUGCUUUCAUUUCUCAUCCCAUGUGGCAUCUGAUGCAAGCAGAUGAUGGCUUUAUAGAAUGUUUGUGUCAGUUGUAGUUUAAUGGAUCAAUAAAUCCCAGUUAGGGUUUUCCUGAGUGUUAAUUUUUUUCAUUGGAAAAUAAGUGGCCGACUAUUCAUUUUAA